Molecule: messenger RNA, 1107 nt
Organism: Miscanthus lutarioriparius
Lineage: Eukaryota; Viridiplantae; Streptophyta; Magnoliopsida; Poales; Poaceae
Source: the annotation of a GenBank genome assembly
AUGCGUUCCAUGGCUGCCGCUGAGAAUGAGAUCAAGAUAGGCCAGGUCGACGACGUCCAGGAGCUGCACCGGACGGGCCUGCCGACGGUGCCGGAUCGGUACAUCAGGGACAGCGACGACCGGCCGGACGGUGACAACGUCUGCGUCGUCGCGCACAUCCCGGUGAUCGACGUCGGCGAGCUCCCGCGCGGCGACGAGCUGGACAAGCUCAGGCUCGCCUGCGAGGAGUGGGGCUUCUUCCAGGUUGUCAACCAUGGCAUCGCGCACGAGCUGCUGGACGAGAUGGAGAAGCUGGCGAGGGAGUUCUUCAUGCUGCCGCUGGAGGAGAAGGAGAAGUACCCCAUGGCGCCGGGCGGGAUCCAGGGGUACGGCCACGCGUUCGUCUUCUCGGAGGACCAGAAGCUGGACUGGUGCAACAUGCUGGCGCUGGGCGUGGAGCCGGCGUCCAUCCGGCCGCCGAAGCUGUGGCCGACGGCGCCGGCCGGGUUUAGGGAGACCCUGGAGGCGUACUCCGCGGAGGUCAGGAAGCUCUGCGGGAGGCUGCUGGCGCACAUCGCCGAGACGCUGGGCCUGGCGCCGGCUACGUUCGGCGACAUGUUCGGCGAGGCUGUGCAGGCGGUGCGGAUGAACUUCUACCCGCCGUGCCCGCGCCCGGAGCUCGUCAUGGGGCUCAGCGCGGUCACCGUGCUCCAGCAGGACAUGAGCUGCGCCGGCCUGCAGGUGCGCAGUAAGGCCGGCGCCUGGGUGCCCGUCCACCCCGUCCCGCACGCUCUCGUCGUUAACCUCGGCGACACCCUUGAGGUUCUGACGAACGGCAGGUACAAGAGCGUGGAGCACCGGGCGGUGGUGAACGGCGAGCAGGACCGGCUGUCGGUGGUGACGUUCUACGCGCCGGCCUACGACGUCGAGCUGGGACCGCUGCCGGAGUUCGUCACCGACGAGGCGCCGUGCCGGUACCGGAGGUUCAACCACGGCGAGUACAGCCGGCACUACGUCACCAGCAGGCUCGAGGGCAAGAAGACGCUCGAGUUCGCCAAGAUUAAUCCGCCGGCCGGAGAGCACAACGCCACGGCUCCUCAGGAAACCUGUACCGGUAGUUGCACAUAA